AUGGCCCUCAGCCCCCCGCGAGGACUGCCCGCGCGCUCGCAAGAGCGCGUUUUGAAUCACUUCACGACGAUCGCCUCGGAGUUGCACCCCCGCUGGCUUGUCAAAGGCAUCGUGGCGGCGGGGGUGGGCUUUGCCCCCGCCCUCGACGCCGUCUCCGUGCAUCGCUGGUUUUCCCUUUUCACCACGCGGGAGCGAAUCCGCCGCGUCGGGCUGGCGGAUUGCGCCGCUCUACUGCAUUUUCUCGCCCAACCCAGCGCCGACGGGUGGGAGGUGGUUUUGGCGAAACGCGGCGUCGCCCAUCGCGUGGGGGUUUUACUCCGCGCGGGCGAUUCCGCCGCGGGGCUGGCGGGGCUCCCGCGGGUCAUCGCCGCCCUGCAAAAGGGGGAUCUUUUCUUUUCCCAUUUAUUCUCGCGGGCCUGUCGGGUGCUGCUGGAUCAGGUGGAAAAGGCGCCCUGGGAUCCCCUUCUGCCCGCCUUCGCCGCCGCCGCGGAUGAGUUCACGCGGCGUCCACACGCGGAGGCCUACGCCUCGGUCUUCCCCGACGUCUGGGAGCUCCUCCGCGCGCGGGUUUUGAACGACGCCGGGGAAUCACUUCGUCUGGAAGACGUCCUCACGGCGUUGAAUGGGUUUGCGGGGUUGGACGUGGAGGACCGGCCGCUCUUUCGCAGUCUCGUCCAUCGCCUCUGGGCGGCCUACACGGAAAGGGCCGAGACGCCAACCCGCGAGCCUGAAAACGAGAACGCGACGAAGAGUGUAAGUGAAAGCAGGAGUGUGAACGAGAACAGGGACAACAGUGCGAACAGGAACGAGUAUGACACGGAGAACAGGAACGAGUAUGACACGGAGAACAGGAACGAGUGUGACACGGAGAACAGGAACGAGUGUGACACGGAGAACAGAAAUGGGAACGAGGUAGUGGUGCAGCCUACGGCGGCGAACCUUCCGGCACACCUUGGGGAUUGGAUGCUGCGGGGGCUCAGCCCAAGCGCGCUGGCCGUUCUCGCGGCCACGCUUCUCGGCAAAGGGGCCGGUGACGACGUGGACGGGCUCCUUCCCUGGACCCUUCUUUACCUCCGCCGAGCCGCCGACGGGCUCUACCCCGUCGAUCUCCUUCUCGUCCUGCCGGCGCUUCUGCGGGGGGGAACGGCCACCCCCGGCCGACUUCUCCACGCUGCCUACGACGCCUGCCGAUCGCACUUUUUUCUCAUCUUUCACGACGCGGACGGGGGAGUCGAAAAGGUGGACUCGGAUGAAACCCCAAACCCGGAAGAACUCGCGCGCUGGGAGGCGCUUCGUAACGACAUGGCGCCGAGGGCCAAGGCCUCGAUCCGGAUGCUCCCAAGCCGUCGAUUUGCGCCGAUUUUGACGGAACUGACCAACAGUGGGAUCCGUGAUCCCGUCGUUGCUGCGAUCUGCGCAAAGAGGAUCUGUACCCUUCGUGUAUGCCGGGAAAUUUUGCCCAUCCACGAGCUCGUGCAGGUGUGCAUGGCAUUGUGUUUUCAAUUCCCACCACCGACCCCCACCGCUGACAGCCUCAGUCCGGGUGAAUUUAAGCAAGCGGUGGUCCCUGAAUCGGAUCACAAGUCCGACGCCCCGCCUGCUCAUAAUGCUGCGAAUACCGAGAAUUCAUCUUCGCCGACGGUGCGCUUUAUGACGGUCGUUCUCAAUGCACUGUGGAACCGCACCGACGAGUUGGAGGCCCGGGAUAUACACGCCUUGAUUGGUUGUCUACAGCAUUACUACGGCGAAAAGGUCGAUGAGGACUUUUUGAAGAGAUUAAAAGAACAACAAAACUUAUUACGGAGUCGCCAAAGUAAAAAAAAAGAGGUGCAUAAUGGGUGA
Phytomonas sp. Hart1 is the source of this 1842-nucleotide messenger RNA. The record is from the annotation of a GenBank genome assembly. NCBI's taxonomy places the organism in Eukaryota, Euglenozoa, Kinetoplastea, Trypanosomatida, Trypanosomatidae.